Chondrus crispus (carragheen) is the source of this 171-nucleotide messenger RNA. RefSeq lists its product as hypothetical. The transcript has a single exon. The record is from RefSeq and is a predicted model, not a curated record. Bases 1 to 171 code for a protein of 56 amino acids. Lineage: Eukaryota; Rhodophyta; Florideophyceae; Gigartinales; Gigartinaceae.
AUGCCAGGCUUUGAGAGUACGAGGACUUUGCAAUCCGCGUUCGUUCAUUGCAGUCACAGCGAUAUAUGGACGAAUCUCAACACCUUGCCAUCAAUUCUUUCACAGUUGUGGCAAUCGUCCGCUCGAGUGCUUAUAUCAAGAUACAGACCUGCUACGACGGAAAACCGCUGA